Messenger RNA from Anopheles gambiae (African malaria mosquito), 1311 nucleotides. Its product is annotated as pupal cuticle protein 20. The transcript has 4 exons. The record is from RefSeq and is a predicted model, not a curated record. Gene Ontology annotation, molecular function: structural constituent of chitin-based larval cuticle. Gene Ontology annotation, cellular component: chitin-based extracellular matrix. The coding region runs from base 178 to 1146 and encodes 322 amino acids. NCBI's taxonomy places the organism in Eukaryota, Metazoa, Arthropoda, Insecta, Diptera, Culicidae.
UUCUACAAGCAUUAGUUCAGUUCGACAACUCCUCGAAGCUUGAAGCUUCUCUUGCGCAUCCACACACACACACACAGACACUGUGUAGUUAACAGGUGUACAAAGCUGCGUGUGUUCGAUAUUUGGAUAGUGCCUUAUUCCCUGUUUAGCAACAUUUUUCCAACUACUGCCUUUACGAUGGUGCACAAGACGCUGUUGCUCUGUGCAUUCCUGGGCCUUGCUAGUGCAGCCCGGCUCGACAACCUGUACGGUGCUCCGGCCCCAAGCGCCUCCUUCCAGGGUGGUGCCGGUGACGGCAACCUCCUGAAUGCUCCGCGCCAGUCGCCAGCCAACCAAUAUCUGCCUCCGUCCGCGCAGGGACAGCAGGGCUACCCGUCGGUGGCACCGUUGGGCCAGCAGGGCCAGCAGCAGUCCGGCUUCAACACGUACAAUCCGCAACCUUCCGGACCGGGAUCGUAUCCAGGCUCGGGCAGCGCCCCGAGCGGACCGGCCGGUGGAAGCUUCCAGGGCACGAACUACCAGCAAACGACUCCCAUCCCGAUUCUGCGCUACGAAAACGUCAACAACGGUGACGGCAGCUAUCGAUUCGACUAUGCCACCGGCAACGGUAUUCAGCACCAAGAGGAAGGCUUCCUGCGCAACCUAGGCCCGGAAAAGUCAGAACAGGUCGUGUCGGGCGGCUACUCGUACACCGCUCCCGACGGUCAGCUCUACAGCGUCCAGUACAAGGCGGACGCGAACGGAUUCCAGCCCGUCGGUGACCAUCUGCCAACGCCACCGCCACUGCCUCAAGCGCUGCAAGAAGCGUACGAUCUCCACGCUCGACUGCAUGCCGAAGCUGCCGCCCGGCCCCAGAACCCCGCCUACCAGGAACCGCAGGCCCAGUACGGUGCGCCCCAGGGUGGAUCCCAGCAGCAGAGCUCGUACUACCCGCAGCAGCCUCAGCAGCAGCAACAGCCCCAGUACCACCACCAGCAGCAGCCGCAGUACCAGCAACCGCAGCAACCACAGUACAACCAGCAGCAGACGCCCCAGUUCAGCUCGCCGAACGCCAUCCAAGGUUACCCGUCGGCACCGGCCAACCAGUACCUGCCACCGGCCAAGCGGCAACAGGGCUUCAAUCCCAACAGUGGCUACACUUACUAGAACCCUGCGCUGCCUGCAUUCUAUCGAUUUCAGUAUUUAUUUGUGCUCCCCAAACAAACAAACAAAAACCCGAACUCACACGCUAAUAAACCAGUGGUGCUGCUAAGAUACAUGCGCGCGCGGCACACACACAACCAUUGAAGGUGAAACCCUUCAAACCUCGAA